This is a messenger RNA of Culex quinquefasciatus (southern house mosquito), 1699 nucleotides long. Its product is annotated as leucine-rich repeat extensin-like protein 5. Bases 209 to 1648 code for a protein of 479 amino acids. The transcript is spliced from 2 exons. The record is from RefSeq and is a predicted model, not a curated record. Lineage: Eukaryota; Metazoa; Arthropoda; Insecta; Diptera; Culicidae.
UGAAGCAGCGCAGCAGAAGGAUCGGAUCGAACCAGCUUUUUUUCGUCAGCCAGUCCUCUGCCAUUUUAAGGCAAGUGAGCAGCCCACCAGACCCUUGGAGUGGAUCGAACCAGCUUUUUUUCGUCAGCCAGUCCUCGGCCAUCUUAAGGCAAGUGAGCAGCGCAGCGGAACGGAAUCUAUAUUUUGGAUUGGAACUUUUUUGUCAGUCAUGAACCGCUUCAGCCCGUACAAAGUACGGUACAUAAGAGAAGACAUCUACAUGGUUGAUGGCGGUUGGUUGGCAUCACCAUGGAUGAUGGACUCAUCAUUCCCGUUCCCACCCGUCAUGGGCCCGUGGGCGCCUACCAUGGGCCAAGUGGCACACGUGUUGCCGCAGUGGACACCACAAGCACUGUGGCCACAACCACUUCAAGGAUUGUGGCCACAACCGCCACAAGCAAUGUGGCCACAACCGCCACAAGCAAUGUGGCCCUAUCAACAGGUUCCGCUGCCUGGGCCCGUCGCACCGUACCAGCCCCCAGAGCCGUUCGCAGCUGCACGUAUGGCCCAAAUGCCACCGCCGCAACAGCAGGCAGCACCGGUGCAAUACCGGUCCAUGCCAGCCCCACGAGUAUCAGCCCAAGAACCGCCGCCGCCGCAAGAACAAUAUCAGCCACCGGUGCAGUACCGAGCCAUGCCGGCACAAAUGCCAGCCCAAGGACCGCCGCCGCAGCAACAACUUCAGCCACUGGUACAACAGCAGGCAGCACCGGUGCAAUACCGGUCCAUGCCAGCCCCACGAGUAUCAGCCCAAGAACCGCCGCCGCCGCAAGAACAAUAUCAGCCACCGGUGCAGUACCGAGCCAUGCCGGCACAAAUGCCAGCCCAACGACCGCUGCCCCAGGAACAUCCGGUUCCCGUCCAAGCGCAAGAAUAUCUUCAACAACAGCAACCAGCACCGGUUCAGCAACGAACCAUGCCGGCACAAGCACCUCGAGCACCGUCCCAAGGACCGCCGCCCCAAGAUCAACCGGUUCCCAUACAUGCACUUCAACAUCCGACAAUACGGCCCCAUGUCACCGCUGUUCAGCGCCCGGCUCCGUUCCCGAAUGGCCACUCCCAAUGGUCGAUGCCACCACCGGGGUAUGGUCGAACAUAUGCCCAGGUCCUGGCAGGACAGCCGCUUCUGAGAGGACGAUCAAUUAGUCGGCAGCGCUAUGACCGUCAACAGCCGCGUCAACAAUUUCAGCAACAACACCAGCAACAACCACGCCAGCAACAACCUCCGCCACGUCCGCAACAACAGCAAAAUCAACAGCCAAAACAGGUACAACCCCAAGAACCGCAGCAGACACAACCCCAAUCUCAGCAACAGCAAACCGAUCAACAGCCAAAGCAGGUACAUCCCCAAGAGCCGCAGCAGACGCAACCCCAAUCUCAGCAACAGCAACACGAUCAACAGCCAAAGCAGGUACAGCCCCAAGAACCGCAGCAGACGCAACCCCAAUCUCAGCAACAGCAGAAUCACCAACAGCAUUUGCCACAACCUGAUCAACAACAACCUUCAACUUCUGGAACACAAACACAACUAACACCGCCUGUGGACAAUUCCAAAGAAAAAUCCACCCCUAAGACACCCAAGACACCGAAAAACCCAAAGAAACAAUGAAUUCCCCGACAAUACCAGCUUUGGCAACAUCAAACUGAAUAAAAAUAAAUU